UUUGCCUCCUGCGUUUCCUUGGACGACUCAUCGGAUCUGCCCGUCGAGUGGCAGAAUACGGUCUCUAUCACCGUGCCCUGGCGUGGCGUCUCGAACUUUGAUUCAUCGGACAUACAUAAUUUUUGGCUUGUCGCUCCCCAUAUCAGCCCUCGCCAUCCCUAUCGCAUAGUCUGCACUCGGACACAGCAUGUUCGGACCAAGGCCCUGUGCAAGCAUUGAGGAGGCAUACUCCGACGCGGUGCAGCCUGAUGAAGCCGCAGCGCAAUCGGAGACGACACCGUUCGACAUCAUCAUUGUUGGAUCUGGUAUGGGGGGCGGCGUGCUCGCGUCCGACCUCAUCGAGAAGAACCUUCAGCUUGUCGCGAGUGCGGGGACCUCUAGGAGAAAGCCUCGAAGGAUCCUUGUGAUCGAACGGGGCGGUAUCAUCUUUCAGUCCCAUAGCUUGAAUGGCCCUCGUCCCACGCCCAAAUCCGCGGAACAGGCCAAUGACAUCUUUUUCCAACGAUUCAAGUGCGAGUUUGCGGAAGACAAAGAAAUGCCUCCCGGAUGGCAAGGUGGGGCUAUCUUCACCCUAGGAGGCCGAAGCACGGUGUGGGGCUUGUCCAUGCCGAGAAUAACGCACGAGACACUGGACGCUCACUGGCCCAAAGCGGUUCGUGACGAUCUGUUCCACCCCGGGGGCUCGUACUAUCGAAAAGCGGAAGGGAUAUUGCGGCUUUCCUACCCCUCCACUUUACCUCUUCAUCAGCUCCUCAUUGAUAAGCUGAACCUUGGCGUGGAUAACGACCCGCCGAAGCAGGGAAGCGCCGCAUGGCCUCUUCCCACCACGCACUGGCAGUGGGGGAGAGUUGCCUCUCGCUUCAGGGACGAUCACAACUUCACCUUCGCGGAAGGCGCGUUCAGCACCGCGGACCGCCUUCUAACAACGGCCAUGGACAACCAUCCACAGAAGGACACUCCCGUCAACCUUGGUGGCGUAGCCCCUGGCGGCGCCCACAUCCUGUUGAAUGCACAAGUUCACCGCCUGGAGCCGCAACCUCUCGAUCUCGAGAGCGCGGAUCGGGAAAGACGCAGUUUACCUACCGCGCAUGUCAUCGUGAAGCAGAAAGACAAGGAGGACAACGAGGCAAAGGAGUUCAAGAUUCAGGCCAAAAAUAUCAUCCUAUGUGCUGGCAGCGUCGAGAGCGCUGCCAUCCUACUGCGAAGCGUCUCCAAAGGCGAUACAGGGCAUUACGGCGGCAAUUUCACCGAGGAGUUUGGGCAUCUUACAGAACACGACAUGCUCUAUGUGACACUGCCGUUUCAAUACAUGAAUGACGUUUACAGAACGGCGCUCGGCGGCAUGAUGCUACAGACGGACAUCACGUUUCGUGACCAUGGCGGCCAUGCGCAGGAGCCCGCACUUGUCACCAUUUCUAUAGACACAGAGUCCUUCCUUCCUCGCGGAUGUCAUACUGCCACCCUAUACCCUCAGCUUGUGAUUGUCUUCGUACUGCCAGCUGAGCUGGCAAAGAAAAAUUCCGUCAGACUCGAGGAGACUGGACAACAUCCGGUUAUCAAUGUUGGUUUUGCAGAUGUCCCUCAUCUCCGGGAGAAGAAGGACGUGAUGUUCCGUUUCGCGCUUGCGUCGAUGAAGGCGAUAGCCACCACACUCGAUCUUCAAUAUCUCGCACAGACGAACGAUGAUCCUUCCAACCCUAUCUUCGAUAUCAUCGAACUUGAACAUCUGGAUAGUAAAAUAAAGCUCAAACAGCUCCCGCCCGGAACUUACGCGCACGAACUGGGCACGAUACCGAUGCCUGACAACGCCAACGAUGGUGGAAUUGUCGACUCCAACCUUAAAAUGAAAUACGGCUGGAGCAAUGUCUAUGUCUGUGACCUUUCCGUCUUCCCACACUCGCCUGGCGCGAGUCCCUCGCUUACCUUGGCCGCACUGGCGCUCCGCCUUUCUGAUAACCUACUUUCCCCCCGUGAGGUGCCCAUCGCGGUCCGGCCCAUUCGCGUCCAGAACCUGACGCGGGAGAGUGUCUGGGCGCGCGUUACCUUAUCGGAGAUCACGUCGGAAGCGCAGGCCACGGAUCCCGACGAGGUCAUGAUCCCGCCGGGGCAUUAUUUCGACUGGAAGCGUCAGACGAGGGAGGCGCUGUUCGUCUGUGCCGCGCCAUCUCCCAACAAUGCAAUCGACAUAUCGAGCAAGCGGGACGCAUCGCAGCCCAACUUUUCAGUUCAGGCCGUUUGGCCCGGAGCUGUCGCGCAUAUCGUCGCUCCGCCCCCGUCGCCGGCUCGUCUGAGGUACCCGCAUCCGCGUCGCGAAAGGGCGUCCGGAGGCGUGGACGGCUUGCCCGUAGGCAUCGGCCACACACCGGAGACAGUGCCCAUCUCUUAUACAGGCAUGCCGGGGCUGCGUUCACCUCCUCCGUACCACGGUUACGGGUUAGCUCAAGGCCGGCAUGAAUGAUGCGAAGCAUGGUCCGCCUCGGGGCUGAAGCUUUUGACGAUAUGGAGGUCAAUCACUGCUUGUACGAUAGCGCGCAGGGUGUGAGACUGGUGGUAUCAAGGUAGGAGUAAGACAAAUCUCAGCGAUUGUGGUAACCGCAUGUGCGAU
Messenger RNA from Punctularia strigosozonata HHB-11173 SS5, 2605 nucleotides. Its product is annotated as FAD/NAD(P)-binding domain-containing protein. NCBI's taxonomy places the organism in Eukaryota, Fungi, Basidiomycota, Agaricomycetes, Corticiales, Punctulariaceae. Gene Ontology annotation, molecular function: oxidoreductase activity, acting on CH-OH group of donors. Bases 188 to 2458 code for a protein of 756 amino acids. The record is from RefSeq and is a predicted model, not a curated record. The transcript is spliced from 3 exons.